GAGAGGGGGUGGUGCGUCGCCCCGCCCGCCGGGUACAAGAGCCGCCUGCGCGCGCGCUGGGCACCGAGCGCCCGCCCCGCCCGGCCGCGGACGGCGGAGCCCAACCUGAGCCCGACCCAUGGGUGCGCGGAGGCCGAGCCAGGCUUCCUGAGUGACUCUAACGCCAGACACCUUGGGAGAGCACGAAGGGCGGGCUCUUGGCCGGUGUCUGCUCAGGAUCGGGACACAGAGAUGGAGAAGGAAGAAGAGACAACUCGGGAGCUGCUGCUACCCAACUGGCAGGGCAGCGGCUCCCACGGGCUGACCAUCGCACAGCGGGCCGAUGGCGUGUUUGUGCAGGAGGUGCUGCAGGACUCACCCGCUGCCCGCACUGGUGUGGUCCAGGAAGGAGACCAGAUCGUGGGCGCCACCAUCUACUUUGACAACUUGCAGUCGGGGGAGGUAGCUCAGCUGCUGAGCUCCGUGGGCCACCACACCGUGGGCCUGAAGCUGCACCGCCGAGGUGACCGCUCCCCUGAGCCCGGCCAGGCCUGGACACAUGAGGCCAUGGGCCCCCGCAGCCCAGAGGUAGUUCUGAGCGGGGCUGACGAGGAGUACCAGCGCAUCUAUGCCACCAAGAUCAAGCCGCGGUUGCGGUCAGAGUUUGGGGUGACAGGGGACCCCGGGGAGACUCAGAGCCGCACUAUCACUGUGACUCGGAAAGUCACUGCCUACACUGUGGACGUCACUGCCCCCGAAGGAGCCAAGGACAUCAACAUCAGCAGCCCAGAGUUCAUCGUCAAGAUUCCAAGGCACGAAGUGACUGAAAUCUCCACGGUGGAUGUGGAGACCCGGUCUGGCAAGACGAUGAUCAAGCUGCCCUCAGGGCCAGAGCUCCAGAGUGCUGGCACCUCAGAAGUCCAGGUCUCCGUACCUGGGGACAAGGCAGGGAGCCCGGGUAUCAGUGUUAGUGCAAAGGGCUCGGACUCGGGUGGGUGGGCAGCCAUCCACCUUCCUGGAGAGCAUGUCUCCUCUUCUCUUGACGUAGGGGCAGCAGAGGUGAAUAAUGGCAAAGUUAAGAUUCCCACCUUGAAGAUGCCAAAGUUUGGAGUUUCUCCAGGGCCUGAGGGCCAGACUGCUGUAGGCAGUGGCCUGGGUGUGGCUGGAAGUGGGAACAUCCAGGGUCCACAGGUGGAUGUCAGCAUUGUAGGCUUAGAGGGGACACUUAAAGGCCCCCAAGUCCCUGGGCCGUCCCUCAAGGGCGAGGUAGGACUGAAGGGGGAUGAACCACGGGGCAGUGUUGGCAUGGACCUCUCAGCCCCCCACCUUGUAGCCAGCAUCCCAGGCCACAGCACAGAGCUGCCCAAGGUGAAAGGCCCUCACUUCCCCACACUUGCUUCAAAUGCAGGGGGCGCUGGCCUUGAUGGGGCAGUGGUCUCAGGGAGUGUUAGCCUGCCUGAGGUUGCCCCUGGUGGGCUGGAAGUGAAGACGAAGGGUGCCAAAGUGAAAACUCCUGAAGUGAUUAUUCAGAAACCCCAAAUUUCCAUGCAGGAUGUGGAUCUGAGCCUUAGGUCCCCCAGACUGAAAGGUAGCAUUGAAGUUUCAGCUCAUGAGGUAGAGAGUGACAUUAAGAGCCCCCAAGUGGUACUGAAAGGCUCAAAAGUGGACAGAGAGGCUCCAGACCUGGUGGGGACCUUGACAGGCCCCAAGCUUGACAGUCUUCCAGGGAAGGUUGGUUCGUGCAGGAUCUCCAUGGCAGAUGUGGACUUAAAUGUCACUGUGCCGAGAGUGAGAGGGGGUGUGGAUGUUUCCCUUCCAAAAGCAGAAGAGAAGGUGAGGGUGCCUGGAGCUGAUGUCAGAGGCCCCAGGGUGAAUGUCAGUGGCCCAGAUGUGGAGCUGCAUGGCCCAGAGUGGGACUCGAAGAUGUCUAAAGUGAAGAUGCCUUCGAUCAGCACUCCAGGAGUACAGGGUGAUGCCUUGCACAUGGAUGUGUCCGUCCCCAGAGGGGACAUCAGUGUUUGCGGGCCGAAGGUCACUGUGGCAGAGCCAGGGCUACACAUGGAAGGUCUUGGAGGCAGAAUUAAAGGACCUGAUACCAAGCUGCCCAAGGUGGGAAUGGAGACACCUGAGGUCUCUAUGCCUGGUAUGGGUUUGGGUGCUGUAGGAAUGGAGGCAGAAGGAGAGUGUAGUGCAGCAAAGCAUGAAGCUGAUGUGAGAGGCCCCGGAGUGGAUGUCAGUGGCCCAGAGGUGGAUGUUAAAGGCCCAGACUGGUACCUGAAGAUGCCCAAGAUGAAAAUGCCCAAGUUCAGCGUGCCUGGUUUCAAGGCAGAGGGACCUGAGAUGGAUGUGACUCUACCCAAGGCUGAGGUGGACAUUUCUGGGCCAAAGGUAGAGGCUGGUGCUCCAGAUGUGAGCCUUGAAGGACCAGAUGGGAAACUGAAAGGGCCUAAAUUUAAAAUGCCUGAAAUGAACAUCAAAGCUCCCAAGAUUUCCAUGCCAGAUGUGGACUUGCAUUUGAAAGGUCCUCAUGCAAGGGGGGAGUACGAUGUCACAGUGCCAAGGGCUGAAGGUGAAAUUAAAGUACCUGAUGUUGAACUUAAAAUGGCCAAAGUGGACACUGAUGUCCCACAUGUGGAAGCUCAGGGCCCAGACUGGCAGCUGAAGAUGCCCGUGAUGAAAAUGCCCAAGUUCAAAGCAGAGGGUCCUGAAGUGGAUGUGAACCUGCCCCAGGCCAGCGUAGGUGUCGCAGGUCCCAAAGUGGAAGGAGGAGCUCCAGAUGUGAAUGUUGAAAUCCCUGAAGGGAAGCUGAAGGGACCUAAGCUUAAGAUGCCAGAGAUGAACAUCAAGGCCCCCAAGAUCUCCAUGCCCGACGUGGAUUUGCAUGUGAAAGGUCCCAAGGCAAAGGGGGAAUAUGACGUCACGGUUCCAAACCUAGAAGGAGACCUCAAAAGCCCCAAGAUAGAUGUCAGUGCCCCAGAUGUUGAUGUUCAUGGUCCUGAUUGGAGCCUGAAAAUGCCAAAGAUUAAAAUGCCCAAGUUCAGCAUGCCUAGUCUCAAAGGCGAAGGCCUAGAUGUGGAUGUGACCCUGCCCAAGUCUGACUUGGACAUUUCUGCACCAAAGGUCGAUAUUAGUGCUCCAGAUCUGAACCUUGAAGGACCAGAAGGCAAGUUGAAAAGCCCGAAGUUUAAGAUGCCAGAGAUGCACUUCAAGGCUCCAAAGAUGACACUGCCAGAUGUUGACAUGGAUCUUAAAGGGCCGACAGUGAAAGGAAACCUAGCUGUGUCUGCACCAAAAAUAGAAGGCGGGAUGAAGGUUCCAGAUAUGGACAUCAAAGUACCCAAAGUAGACACUAAAGCACCAGAUGUGGAUGUUCAAGGCCCAGACUGGCACCUGAAGAUGCCCAAGCUAAAGAUGCCCAAGUUCAGUAUGUCUAGCUUCAAAGCAGAGGGACCUGAGGUGGAUGUGAACCUGCCCAAGGCUGACAUUGAUGUCUCAGUACCCAAGGUGGACAUUGAUGUUCCCAAUGUGGAUAUCGAAUGUCCAGAUGCAAAACUGAAAGGCCCCAAGUUCAAGAUGCCUGAGAUGAACAUCAAGGCCCCCAAGAUCUCCAUGCCUGACAUUGAUCUGAACCUGAAAGGUCCCAAAGUGAAGGGUGAUGUGGACGUUUCUCUGCCCAAAGUAGAAGGUGACCUCAAGGGUCCUGAAGUUGAACUCAAAGGGCCUAAAGUGGACAUUGAUGUUCCAGAUGUGGAUGUUAAAGGCCCCGACUGGCAUCUGAAGAUGCCCAAGGUGAAAAUGCCCAAGUUCAGCAUGCCUGGCUUCAAAGCAGAGGGACCUGAGGUGGAUGUGAACCUGCCCAAAGCUGACAUUGAUGUCUCAGUGCCCAAGGUGGACAUUGAUGUUCCCAAUGUGGAUAUCGAAGGUCCAGAUGCAAAACUGAAGGGCCUCAAGUUCAAGAAGCCUGAGAUGAACAUCAAGGCCCCCAAGAUCUCCAUGCCUGACAUUGAUCUUAACCUGAAAGGCUCUAAAGUAAAAGGAGAUGUGGAUGUUUCUCUGCCCAAAGUAGAGGGUGAAAUGAAAGUUCCAGAUGUUGAUGUCAAAGGGCCUAAGUUGGACAUUGAUGUUCCAGAUGUGGAUGUUAAAGGCCCUGACUGGCACCUGAAGAUGCCCAAGGUAAAGAUGCCGAAGUUCAGCAUGCCUGGCUUCAAAGCAGAGGGCCCUGAGGUGGACGUGAACCUGCCCAAAGCUGACAUUGAUGUCUCAGUGCCCAAGGUAGAUAUUGAUGUUCCCGAUGUGAAUAUUGAAGGUCCAGAUGCAAAACUGAAAGGCCCCAAGUUUAAGAUGCCUGAGAUGAACAUCAAAACCCCAAAUAUCUCCAUGCCUGACGUUGAUCUUAACCUGAAAGCACCGAAAGUGAAGGGUGAUGUGGAUGUUUCUCUGCCCAAAGUAGAGGGUGACCUCAGGGGCCCUGACCUUGACAUCAAAGGGCCCAAGAUGGACAUUGAUGUUCCAGAUGUGAAUGUUAAAGGCCCUGACUGGCACCUGAAGAUGCCCAAGGUAAAGAUGCCAAAGUUCAGCAUGCCCGGCUUCAAAGCAGAGGGACCCGAGGUGGAUGUGAACCUGCCCAAGGCCAACAUUGAUGUCUCAGCACCCAAGGUGGACAUUGAUGUUCCUGAUGUGGAUAUUGAAGGUCCAGAUGCAAAAUUGAAGGGCCCCAAAUUUAAGAUGCCUGAGAUGGACAUAAAGGCCCCAAAGAUCUCCAUGCCUGACAUUGAUCUUAACCUGAAAGGACCGAAAGUGAAGGGUGAUGUGGAUGUUUCUCUGCCAAAAGUAGAAGGUGACCUCAGGGGCCCUGAAGUUGAACUCAAAGGGCCUAAAGUGGACAUUGAUGUUCCAGAUGUGGAUGUUAAAGGCCCUGACUGGCACCUGAAGAUGCCCAAACUAAAGAUGCCCAAGUUCAGCAUGCCCAGCUUCAAAGCAGAAGGACCUGAAGUGGAUGUGAACCUGCCCAAGGCUGAUAUUGAUGUCUCAGUGCCCAAGGUGGACAUUGAUGUUCCUGAUGUGGAUAUCGAAGGUCCAGAUGCAAAACUGAAGGGCCCCAAGUUCAAGAUGCCGGAGAUGAACAUCAAGGCCCCCAAGGUCUCUAUGCCUGAUGUUGACUUAAACUUGAAAGGGCCCAAGGUCAAGGGAGACAUGGACUUGACUCUGCCUGAAGUAGAAGGGGAAGUCAAAGUUCCAGAUGUGGACAUCAAAGGGACCAAAGUGGAUAUCGAUGUUCCAAGUGUGGAUGUCAAAGGCCCCGACUGGCACCUGAAGAUGCCUAAAGUAAAGAUGCCCAAGUUCAGCAUGCCCAGCUUCAAAGCAGAGGGACCUGAGGUGAAUGUGAACCUGCCCAAAGCUGACGUUGAUGUCUCAGCACCUAAGGUGGACGUUGAUAUUCCUAAUGUGGAUAUCAAAGGUCCAGAUGUGAAACUGAAGGGACCAAAGUUCAAGAUGCCUGAGAUGAAUAUAAAGCCUCAAAAGAUCUCCAUGCCAGAUGUUGGUUUGCACUUGAAAGGUCCAAAAGCCAAAGGAGAUUAUGCUGUUACAGUGCCACGUGUGGAAGGGGAGAUCAAAGCCCCUGCUGCUGACCUCAAAGGCCCCAAAGUAGAUAUUAAUGUUCCAGAUGUGGAUGUCAAAGGCCCCGACUGGCACCUGAAGAUGCCCAAGGUAAAAAUGCCCAAGUUCAGCAUGCCCGGCUUCAAAGCAGAAGGCCCUGAGGUGGACGUGAACCUGCCCAAGACUGACAUUGACAUCUCAUCGCCUAAGGUGAACAUUGAAGCUCCAGCUGUGAAUAUUGAAGGUCCAGAAGGAAAACUAAAAGGCCCCAAGUUCAAGAUGCCGAAAAUGAAUAUACAGACACAUAAAAUCUCAAUGCCUGAUGUAGGACUUAAUCUGAAAGGUCCUAAACUGAAAACUGAUGCAGAUGUUUCCCUUCCCAAAAUAGAAGGAGACUUGAAAGGUCCUGAUGUUGAGGUUAAAGUGCCCAAAAUGCAUGUGGAUAUUGGUGAUACUGAUAUUGAAUGUCCGGAAGGAAAGUUGAAAGGGCCCAAGUUCAAAAUGCCAGAUUUGCACUUCAAAGCCCCCAAGGUCUCCAUGCCAGAUGUAGACUUACACCUGAAAGGGCCCAAAGUAAAGGGGGACGUGGAUGUGGCUGUGCCCAAAGUAGAGGGUGAAAUGAAGGUUCCUGAUGUGGACAUCAAAGGGCCCAAGGUGGACAUUGAUGUUCCAGAUGUGGAUGUUAAAGGCCCUGACUGGCACCUGAAGAUGCCCAAGGUGAAAAUGCCCAAGUUCAGCAUGCCUGGCUUCAAAGCAGAGGGACCUGAGGUGGACGUGAGCCUGCCCAAAGCUGACAUUGAUGUUUCAGCACCCAAGAUGGACAUUGAAGGCCUUGAUGUGAAUAUUGAAGGACCAGAAGGAAGGCUGAAAGGUCCGAAGUUCAACAUGCCGGAAAUGAACAUCAAAGCCCCCAAGAUCUCCAUGCCUGAUAUUGAUUUUAAUCUGAAAGGACCCAAAGUGAAGGGUGAUGUGGAUGUUUCUCUGCCCAAAGUGGAAGGUGACCUCAAGGGCCCUGAAAUUGAUAUCAAAGCCCCGAAAGUGGACAUUGAUGCUCCAGAUGUAGAUGUUAAAGGCCCCGACUGGCACCUGAAGAUGCCCAAGGUGAAAAUGCCCAAGUUCAGCAUGCCUGGCUUCAAAGCAGAGGGACCUGAGGUGGACGUGAACCUGCCCAAGGCCAGCAUUGAUGUCUCAGCACCCAAGGUGGACAUUGAUGUUCCCGAUGUAAGUAUCGAAGGUCCCGAUGCAAAAGUGAAAGGCCCCAAGUUCAAGAUGCCUGAGAUGAACAUCAAAGCCCCCAAGAUCUCCAUGCCUGAUAUUGAUUUUAAUCUGAAAGGACCCAAAGUGAAGGGUGAUGUGGAUGUUUCCCUGCCUAAAGUAGAAGGUGACCUCAAGGCUCCUGAAGUUGACAUCAAAGGGCCCAAGUUGGACAUUGAUGUUCCAGAUGUGGAUGUCAAAGGCCCCGACUGGCACCUGAAGAUGCCCAAGGUGAAAAUGCCCAAGUUUAGCAUGCCCGGCUUCAAAGCAGAGGGACCUGAGAUGGAUGUGAACCUGCCCAAGGGUGACGUUGAUAUCUCAGCACCCAAGAUGGACAUUGAUGUUCCUGAUGUGAAUAUCGAAGGUCCUGAUGCAAAACUGAAGGGCCCCAAGUUCAAGAUGCCUGAGAUGAACAUCAAGGCCCCCAAGAUCUCCAUGCCUGACAUUGAUCUUAACCUGAAAGGCUCUAAAGUAAAAGGAGAUGUGGAUGUUUCUCUGCCCAAAGUAGAGGGUGAAAUGAAAGUUCCAGAUGUUGAUGUCAAAGGGCCUAAGUUGGACAUUGAUGUUCCAGAUGUGGAUGUUAAAGGCCCUGACUGGCACCUGAAGAUGCCCAAGGUAAAGAUGCCGAAGUUCAGCAUGCCUGGCUUCAAAGCAGAGGGCCCUGAGGUGGAUGUGAACCUGCCCAAGGCUGACAUUGAUGUCUCAGCACCCAAGAUGGACGUUGAUGUUCCUGAUGUGAAUAUCAAAGGUCCAGAUGCAAAACUGAAGGGCCCCAAGUUCAAGAUGCCUGAGAUGAACAUCAAAGCCCCCAAGAUCUCCAUGCCUGACGUUGAUUUUAAUCUGAAAGGACCCAAAGUGAAGGGUGAUGUGGAUGUUUCCCUGCCUAAAGUAGAAGGUGACCUCAAGGGUCCUGAAGUUGACAUCAAAGGGCCCAAGUUGGACAUUGAUGUUCCAGAUGUGGAUGUUAAAGGCCCCGACUGGCACUUGAAGAUGCCCAAGGUGAAAAUGCCCAAGUUCAGCAUGCCUGGCUUCAAAGCAGAGGGACCUGAGGUGGAUGUGAACCUGCCCAAGGCUGAUGUUGAUGUCUCAGCACCCAAGAUGGACAUUGAUAUUCCUGAUGUGAAUAUCGAAGGUCCAGAUGCAAAACUGAAGGGCCCCAAGUUCAAGAUGCCAGAGAUGAACAUCAAGGCCCCCAAGAUCUCCAUGCCUGACAUUGAUGUUAACCUGAAAGGUCCAAAAAUUAAGGGUGAUGUGGAUGUGUCUCUUCCCAAUGUGGAAGGUGAAAUUAAAGUUCCUGAAGUGGAUAUUAAAGGCCCAAAAGUGGAUGUCGAUGUUCCAGAUGUGGAUGUUCAUGGCCCUGACUGGCACCUGAAGAUGCCCAAGUUAAAGAUGCCCAGGUUCAGCAUGCCCAGCUUCAAAGCAGAAGGACCUGACAUGGAUGUGACCUUGCCCAAGGCCGACAUUGAUGUCUCAGUGCCCAAGGUGGACAUUGAAGGCCCUGAUUUGGAUAUGGAAGUGCCAGAAGCAAAAUUGAAAGGCUCCAAAUUUAAGAUGCCAAAGUUAAAUAUCAAGGCUCCUAAGGUGUCCAUGCAAGAUGUGGAUUUAAAUUUAAAGGGAACUAAGCUGAAAGGAGAGAUAGAUGCUUCUGUCCCAGAAGUCGAAGGUGACUUCAGAGGUCCACAAGUUGGAAUCAAAGGCCCCAGUGUGGAUGUGGAGAUGCCCGAUGUUGAUCUGCAGUGUCCUGACCCAAAGUUGAAAGGGCCUAAGUUCAAGAUGCCAGACAUGCAUUUCAAGGCUCCCAAGAUCUCCAUGCCUGAUGUGGACUUACACUUGAAGGGCCCUAAAAUCAAGGGGGACGUGGACGUGGGUAUUCCCAAGGUAGAAGGUGAAGUAAAGAUGCCAGAUGUGGACCUCAAGGGGCCCAAGGUGGACAUUGAUGUUCCAGAUAUGGAUGUUAAAGGCCCCGAUUGGCACCUAAAGAUGCCCAAGGUGAAAAUGCCCAAGUUUAGCAUGCCUGGCUUCAAAGCAGAGGGACCCGAGGUGGAUGUGAACCUGCCGAAGGCCAACAUUGAUGUCUCAGUGCCCAAGGUGGACAUUGAUGUUCCCGAUGUGGAUAUUGAAGGUCCAGAUGCAAACCUGAAGGGUCCCAAGUUGAAGAUGCCUGAGACGAGCAUCAAGGCCCCCAAGAUCUCCAUGCCGCAUGUGGACUUACACCUGAAAGGACCUAAAGUCAAGGGGGACAUAGAUGUGACUGUGCCAAAAUUGGAAGGAGAUUUAGAAGGACCAAGUGUGGAUUUGGAGGUGCCUGAUGUUGAUCUUCAGUGUCCUGACCCAAAGUUGAAAGGUCCCAAGUUCAAGAUGCCAGACAUGCACUUCAAGGCCCCCAAGAUUUCCAUGCCUGAUGUGGAUUUCAAUUUAAAGGGACACAAAACCAAAGGAGACAUUGACAUCUCUGCUUCCAACCUUGAGGGGGAGUUCAAGGGUCCUGAACUGGAUGUCAAGGGCCCCAAACUGGAUGCCGAGAUGCCGGAUGUAGCUGUGGAAGGCCCAGAUGGCAAAUGGAAAAGUCCUAAGUUUAAGAUGCCAGACAUGCACUUUAAACCUCCCAAAAUCUCCAUGCCAGACAUUGAUUUACACUUAAAGGGUCCCAAGAUAAAGGGUGAGGCAGAUGUAGAUGUUCCCAAAUUAGAAGGAGAGUUUAAAGGGCCAUCUGUGGAUCUCAGUGGGCCAGAUGUUGACACUGAUGGACUAGAGGGAAAACUAAAACAUCCUAAGUUCAAGAUGCCUGAGAUGAACAUCAAGGCCCCCAAGAUAUCCAUGCCUGACAUUGAUCUUAAUCUGAAAGGCCCUAAAAUGAAACGAGAUAUGGAUGUGUCUCUGCCCAAAGUAGAGGGUGAAAUGAAAGUUCCGGAUGUUGAUAUCAAAGGGCCCAAGGUGGACAUUGAUGUUCCAGAUGUGGAUGUUAAAGGACCCGAUUGGCACCUGAAGAUGCCCAAAGUGAAAAUGCCCAAGUUCAGCAUGCCUGGCUUCAAAGCAGAGGUCCCUGAUGUGGACGUGAACCUGCCUAAGGGCAAUAUUGACGUCUCAGCACCCAAGGUGGACACUGAUAUUCCUGAUGUGGAUAUUGAAGGUCCAGAUGUGAAACUGAAGGGCCCCAAAUUCAAGAUGCCUGAGAUGAACAUCAAUGCCCCCAAGAUCUCUGUGCCUGACUUUGACUUAAACCUGAAAGGUCCAAAAAUGAAGGGUGAUGUGGAUGUGUCUCUUCCCAAUGUGGAAGGUGAAAUUAAAGUUCCUGAAGUGGAUAUUAAAGGCCCGAAAGUGGAUGUCGAUGUUCCAGAUGUGGAUGUUCAUGGCCCCGACUGGCACCUGAAGAUGCCCAAGCUAAAGAUGCCCAAGUUCAGCAUGCCUACCUUGAAAGCUGAGGGACCUGAGGUGGACAUGAACCUGCCAAAGGCCAACAUUGAUGUCUCAGUACCAAAGGUGGACAUUGAGGUUCCUGAUAUAGAUAUCGAAGGUCCAGAUGUGAAACUGAAGGGCCCCGAGUUCAAGAUGCCUGAGAUGAACAUCAAGGCCCCCAAGAUCUCCAUGCCUGACAUUGAUCUUAACCUGAAAGGUCCCAAAGUGAAGGGUGAUGUGGAUGUUUCCCUGCCUAAAGUAGAAGGUGACCUCAAGGCUCCUGAAGUUGACAUCAAAGGGCCCAAGUUGGACAUUGAUGUUCCAGAUGUGGAUGUCAAAGGCCCAGACUGGCACCUGAAGAUGCCCAAGUUAAAGAUGCCCAAGUUCAACAUGCCCGGCUUCAAAGCAGAGGGACCUGAGGUGGAUGUGAACCUGCCCAAGGCUGACGUUGAUGUCUCAGCACCCAAGAUGGACAUUGAUAUUCCCGAUGUGGAUAUUGAAGGUCCAGAUGCAAAACUGAAAGGCCCCAAGUUCAAGAUGCCUGAGAUGAACAUCAAAGCCCCCAAGAUCUCCAUGCCUGACAUGGAUCUUAACCUGAAAGGCCCUAAAGUAAAAGGAGAUGUGGAUGUCACACUUCCCAGUGUGGAGGGUGAUUUGGAGGGGCCUAAAAUUGACUUAAAGGGCCCAGAGUUAGGUGUCGACAUUGCAGAUAUUGACCUCCAUGGCCCAGAGGGCAAAAUAAAAGGACCAAAAUUAAAAGUACCUGACACGCAUAUCAGUAUGCCCAAGAUUUCCAUGCCCGAAAUUGACUUGAAUUUGAAGGGCUCAAAGCUGAAGGGAGAUGUUGAUAUAGGUGGCCCCAAAUUGGAAGGUGACAUUAAAGCUCCUAAACUGGAUGUAAAGGGUCCAGAAUUAGACAUUUCUGGGCCUAAACUCAAUGUUGAAGGCAAGUCAAAGAAAUCUCGUUUUAAGCUCCCCAAGUUCAAUUUUUCUGGCUCCAAAGCUCAGACACCUGAGGUGGACAUCAAAAUUAAAAAGCCAGAUACUGAUGUAUCUGUUCCAAAAGUUGAUAUUAAUGCUCCUGAUAUUGAAGUCCAAGGAAAAGUGAAAGGAUCCAAGUUCAAAAUGCCUUUUUUGAGCAUUUCAUCUCCCAGAGUGUCUAUGCCUGAUGUAGAGUUAAACCUGAAAGGCCCGAAAGUCAAAGGAGAUUUGGAAGUUCCAGGUGCUAUCGUGGAAGGAGACAUUAAAGGUCCAAAUAUGGAUAUGCAGGCCCCAGAUGUCCAUCUCAGUGCACCUGAUAUGGAUGUCCACAGUCCUGAGUGGAACCUGAAAAUGCCCAAAAUGAAAAUUCCCAAGUUUAGUGUACCUGGCUUCAAAGCAGAAGGGCCUGAUAUGUCUGUGGAUAUACCAAAAGGAGACAUUGACAUAGGUGCUCCAACUCUGAACAUUGAAGGUCCAGAAGUCAGUGUGGAAGGUCCAGAAGGAGGUUUAAAAGGCCCCAAAUUCAAGGUGCCUGAUAUGAACAUCAAAGUUCCCAAGAUCUCCAUGCCAGAUGUGGACUUACACCUAAAAGGACCCAAGGUGAAAGGUGACAUGGAUGUUUCUCUUCCCAAACUUGCAGGAGAUCUGAAGGGGCCAGAAGUUGACAUCAAAGGGCCCAAAGUAGAUGUGGAUGUACCAGAUGUGGAUGUUCAUGGCCCAGACUGGCACCUAAAGAUGCCCAAAGUGAAAAUGCCCAAGUUCAGCAUGCCUGGCUUCAAAGCAGAGGGACCUGAGGUGGAUGUGAACCUUCCCAGGGCCGACAUUGACGUCUCAGCGCCCAAGAUGGACAUUGAGGUUCCUGAUGUGGAUUUCGAAGGUCCAGAUGCAAAACUGAAGGGCCCCAAGUUCAAGAUACCUGAGAUGAACAUCAAGGCCCCCAAGAUCUCCAUGCCUGACAUUGAUCUUAGCCUGAAAGGUCCCAAAGUGAAGGGUGAUGUUGAUGUUUCCCUGCCCAAAGUGGAAGGUGAUCUUAAGGGCCCUGAAGUUGACAUCAAAGGGCCUAAGGUGGACAUUGAUGUUCCAGAUGUGGAUGUUAAAGGCCCUGACUGGCACCUGAAGAUGCCUAAGGUGAAAAUGCCCAAGUUCAGCAUGCCUGGCUUCAAAGGAGAGGGACCUGAGGUGGACGUGAACCUGCCCAGAGCUGACAUUGAUGUCUCAGCACCCAAGAUGGACAUUGGAGGCCCUGAUGUGAAUAUUGAAGGACCAGAAGGAAAGUUGAAAGGUCCGAAGUUCAAGAUGCCUGAGGUAAACAUCAAAGCCCCCAAGAUCUCCAUGCCUGACUUUGACCUGAAUCUCAAGGGCCCCAAAAUAAAGGGUGAUGUAGAUAUGUCUUUGCCUCAAGUGGAAGGUGAUCUGAAGGGUCCUGAAGUGGACAUCAGAGGGCCCAAGGUGGACAUUGACACUCCUGAUAUUAACAUUGAAGGUGUAGAGGGAAAAUUAAAGGGUCCCAAAUUUAAAAUGCCUGAGAUGAACAUCAAGGCCCCCAAGAUCUCCAUGCCUAACGUUGAUCUUAAUAUGAAGGGUCCAAAAGUGAAGGGGGAUAUGGAUGUUUCUCUGCCCAAAGUAGAAGGUGACUUCCAGGGCCCUGAGGUUGACAUCAAAGGCCCAAGAGUGGACAUUGAUGUUCCAGAUAUGGAUGUUAAAGGCCCCGACUGGCAUCUGAAGAUGCCCAAGGUAAAGAUGCCGAAGUUCAGCAUGCCCGGCUUCAAAGCAGAGGGACCUGAGGUGGAUGUGAACCUGCCUAAGACUGACGUUGAUGUCUCGGCACCCAAGGUGGACAUUGAUGUUCCCGAUGUGGAUAUCCAAGGUCCAGAUGCAAAACUGAAAGGCCUUAAGUUCAAGAUGCCUGAGAUGAACAUCAAGGCCCCCAAGAUCUCCAUGCCUGACAUUGAUCUGAACCUGAAAGGUCCCAAAGUGAAGGGUGAUGUGGAUGUUUCUCUGCCCAAAGUAGAAGGUGACCUCAAGGGCCCUGAAGUGGAUCUCAAAGGGCCUAAAGUAGACAUUGAUGUUCCAGAUUUGGAUGUUAAAGGCCCAGACUGGCACCUGAAGAUGCCCAAGGUGAAAAUGCCGAAGUUCAGCAUGCCAGGCUUCAAAGCAGAGGGACCCGAGGUGGAUGUGAACCUGCCCGAGGCUGACAUUGACCUCUCAGCACCCAAAGUGGACAUUGAAGGCCCUGAUGUGAAUAUUGAAGGGCCAGAAGGAAAGCUGAAAGGUCCGAAGUUCAAGAUGCCUGAGAUGAACAUCAAGGCCCCCAAGAUCUCUAUGCCUGACAUUGAUCUUAACCUAAAGGGUCCCAAAGUGAAGGGUGAUGUGGACGUUUCUCUGCCCAAAGUAGAAGGUGACUUUAAGGGUCCUGAAGUCGAUAUCAAAGGCCCGAAAGUGGACAUCGAUGUGCCUGAUGUGGAUGUUAAAGGCCCUGACUGGCACCUGAAGAUGCCCAAGGUGAAAAUGCCCAAGUUCAGCAUGCCUGGCUUCAAAGCAGAGGGACCUGAGGUGGAUGUGAACCUGCCCAAGGCUGACAUUGAUGUGUCAGUACCCAAGGUGGACAUUGAAGGCCCUGAUGUGAAUAUUGAAGGGCCAGAAGGAAAGCUGAAAGGUCCGAAGUUCAAGAUACCUGAGAUGAACAUCAAGGCCCCCAAGAUCUCUAUGCCUGACAUUGAUCUUAACCUGAAGGGUCCCAAAGUGAAGGGUGAUGUGGAUGUUUCUCUGCCCAAAGUAGAAGGUGACCUCAAGGGCCCUGAAGUGGAUCUCAAAGGGCCUAAAGUAGACAUUGAUGUUCCAGAUGUGGACGUCAAAGGCCCCGACUGGCACCUGAAGAUGCCCAAGGUGAAAAUGCCCAAGUUCAGCAUGCCUGGCUUCAAAGCAGAGGGACCUGAGGUGGAUGUGAACCUGCCCAAGGCUGACAUUGAUGUCUCAGUACCCAAGGUGGACAUUGAAGGCCCUGAUGUGAAUAUUGAAGGGCCAGAAGGAAAGCUGAAAGGUCCAAAGUUCAAGAUGCCUGAGAUAAACAUCAAGGCCCCCAAGAUCUCCAUGCCUGACAUUGAUCUUAACCUGAAGGGUCCCAAAGUGAAGGGUGAUGUGGACGUUUCUCUGCCCAAAGUAGAAGGUGACCUCAAGGGCCCUGAAGUGGAUCUCAAAGGGCCUAAAGUAGACAUUGAUGUUCCAGAUGUGGAUGUCAAAGGCCCCGACUGGCACCUGAAAAUGCCCAAGGUGAAAAUGCCCAAGUUCAGCAUGCCUGGCUUCAAAGCAGAGGGACCUGAGGUGGACGUGAACCUGCCCAAGGCUGACAUUGAUGUCUCAGUACCCAAGGUGGACAUUGAAGGCCCUGAUGUGAAUAUUGAAGGGCCAGAAGGAAAGCUGAAAGGUCCAAAGUUCAAGAUGCCUGAGAUGAACAUCAAAGCCCCCAAGAUCUCCAUGCCUGACCUUGAUUUAAAUCUCAAAGGACCAAAGGCAAAGACAGAUGUGGAUCUUUCUCUACCUAAGGUGGAAGGUGAUCUUAAGGGACCAGAGAUGGAUAUUGAUGGUCCUGAAGGCCAACUCAAGGGUCCUAGAUUCAAGAUGCCUGAUGUCCAUUUCAAAACCCCACAGAUCUCCAUGAGUGACAUUGAUGUCAACUUGAAAGGACCUAAGGUAAAGGGAGAUGUGGAUGUUUCCAUUCCUAAAUUAGAAGGAGAUCUCAGAUGCCCUAAGGUGGAUGUAGAUACUCCUGACAUGGACAUUCAGGGUCCAGAAGCGAAACUGAAGGGACCCAAAUUCAAGAUGCCUGACUUGCAGCUCAAGGCCCCCAAGAUCUCCAUGCCUGAAGUUGACCUGAAUCUGAAGGGUCCAAAGCUGAGGGGUGAUGAUGUUUCUCUGCCCAAAGUGGAAGGUGAAAUGAAAGUUUCAAAUGUUGAUAUCAAAGGGCCUAAGGUGGACACUGAUGUUCCAGAUGUGGAUGUCAAAGGCUCCGACUGGCAUCUGAAGAUGCCCAAGGUAAAGAUGCCUAAGUUCAGCAUGCCUGGCUUCAAAGCAGAGGGACCUGAGGUGGAUGUGAACCUGCCCAAGGCUGACAUUGAUGUCUCAGUACCCAAGGUGGACAUUGAUGUUCCUGAUGUGAAUAUCGAAGGUCCAGAUGCAAAACUGAAGGGCCCCAAGUUCAAGAUGCCUGAGGUGAACAUCAAGGGCCCCAAGAUCUCUAUGCCAGAUGUUGAGCUGGAUGUGAAAGGACCUAAAGUGAAAGGAGAUUUUGAUGUGUCUGUCCCUAAGAUUGAAGGUACUUUCAGAGGCCCCAAAGUGGAUCUUAAGGGCCCAGAUCUUGAUUUUGAAGGACCUGAUGCCAAACUCAGUGGCCCUAAUUUGAAGUUGCCAUCACUGGACAUGUCUACUCCUAAAGUAACUGUUCCUGACGUAGAUUUGCACUUGAAGAUGCCCCAAAUUGGAGUUUCUGUUCCCAAAAUUGAAGGUGGUGAAGUGGACCUCAAGGGGCCUAAGGUUGACAUGGAAGUGCCGAGCUUGGAUGUACAUGCUGAAAGCCCAGAUGUGAACAUUGAGGGACCAGAUGUGAAAAUUCCAAAGUUUAAGAAACCCAAAUUUGGAUUUGGAGCAAAGGGUCCUAAAACUGACAUCAAGCCACCUUCACUUGAUAUGACCGUGCCUGAGGUAGAGCUGAGCGUGGAAACUCCUGAGGUUGGUGUUAGUGGUAAGGGCAAGAAAAGCAAGUUUAAGAUGCCCAAGCUACACAUGAGUGGGCCUAAGGUGAAGACCAAGAAGCAGGGCUUUGAUCUGAAUGCUCCCGGGGGUGACAUUGAUGCUAGUCUCAAGGCUCCUGACAUGGACGUUGGUGUUGCUGGCUUGGACACUGCAAUCAGAGUUGACAUGAAAUCCCCCAGAACCAAGAAGACUAUGUUUGGGAAAAUGUACUUUCCAGAUGUAGAAUUUGACAUUAAAUCACCUAAGUUUAAAGCUGAGGUUCCCCUGCCCAGCCCCAAGAUGGAGGGUGAGAUCCAGGCGCCUGAUCUGGACCUCUCUUCACCAGGGAUCAGUGUGGAGGGUCCAGACGUGAAGGUGAAGGCCCCCAAGUUCAAGAUGCCAGGUGUGGACAUCUCAGGGCCAAAGAUAGAAGGGGACUUGAAAUGCCCCAACGUGCAGGCCACACUGUGCACACCAGAAGCCACCAUGGAAGGCCCAGAUCCUGAGGUCAGAGCUCCUGCUUUUGGCAUUUCCACUCCGCAGGUCUCCAUGCCCCAUGUGAGUGUGGACUUGAAAGGACCAAAGAUAAAGGGCGACGUCCCCAGCGUGGGACUCCAAGGACCAGGCGUAGAUUUGCAAGGUCCAGAAGCAACAAUCAAGUUCCCCAAGUUUUCAGUGCCCAAGGUUGGCGUCCCUGGUGUUACCAUGGAGGCUGGGGGCACUGCAGCUGAGGUGCAGCUGCCUUCUCUUGAAGGAUGCCUGAGCGCUCCAGACCUUGGGCUCCAAAGGCCCCAGGUUGUGCUAACCGGGCCUGGUGUGGACCUGCCCUCCAUGAGCCUCAGUAUGCCCAAAAUCUCUGGGCCUGACAUUGAUCUGAACUUGAAAGGACCAAGUCUGAAGGGAGAGCUGGACACCUCCGUUCCCAGUGUGAAGGCACACAGCCCAGGACUAGGCCUUGGAGGUGGAGCUGGGAGGGUGCAGGUGGGAGGAGAUGGUAUGAAAUUGCCAGGCAUUGAGGUUGGAGCCCCAGACGUGACACUGAAGGGACCAAGCCUGCAGAGAGAUCUGGCCAUCUCUGGUGACAUCAGUGGUCCCAAGAUCUCCAUGUGCAGUCCUGACCUGAGCUCAGCAGCCCCGGAAGUCGGAAUUAAACUUCCCCAAAUGAAGCUCCCCCAGUUUGGUGUCUCUACGCCAGGUUCCAACGUGGACAUGGGUGUCAAGGAGGCACAAGUUGUAGGGGAGCUCCAAGGAGUGGAUGUGAGCCUGAAAGGGCCACGGCUUUCUUCGCAGGACAUGGACUUGAACUUUCGGGGACCAAAAGUGACAGGGAGCCUUGGGGCAACUGGAGAGGUGAAAGGGGCUCUUCCGGGAGUCAGCAGUCAAGGCCUGGAAGGAAAUCUGCAGAUGCCCGGAGGUGGUGUGGAUCUGCCUGGAGUGGCAGCAACUGUCCCAGUGGGGCUCGUUGCUGGUCCUGACAUCCAAGGCAGCCUGAAGCUCUCCGGGCUGGACCUCUAUAGGGCCGCUCCCGAGGUCAGUGUCAAGGGGCCGUCCUUAAGCUUUGUCUCCCCAGAGUCGGAUUUUGCUGUCAGCUUGAAGGGUCCGAAAGUCAAAGGUGGCAUGGACAUGUCAGAUGGUGUCAGCGCCCCCAAUCUCAGUGUCAGAGGCUCUGGGGCAGAGUGGAAAGGACCCCAGAUCUCCUUGGCUCAAAGUGCGGGCCUUCACUUCUCGGGACCAAAGUUGGAAGAAGGUGUGAAAGAGGGCGAGCUUGGGCUGAACAUGUCGGGGUCCCAGGGCCAUAUAGAGAGUGGGUCCGGAAAAGUAACAUUCCCCAAGAUGAAGAUCCCCAAGUUCACCUUCUCUAGCCGCGAGCUGGUAGGCCGAGAGGUGGGCGUGGACGUCGCCUUUCCUGAGGCAGAGGCCCGAAUACAGGCUGGUGCUGCAGAAGGCGAGUGGGAAGAAUCUGAGGCAAAGCUAAAGAAAUCCAAGAUCAAGAUGCCAAAGUUCACCUUCUCCAAGUCCAAGGGCAAGGGCAGCACUGCAGGCUCCCCCGAGGCGUCUGUCUGUGGGUCCAGAGGGGACUUGAAGAGCUCCAAGGCCAGCCUGGGUUCCCUGGAGGGGGAUGUGGAGGUGGAGACGGCAUCUCCCAAAGGCAAGUUCUCUCUGUUUAAGAGCAGGAAGCCGAGGCACCGCUCCAGCUCCUUCAGUGAUGACAGGGAGCUCUCUGCACCUUCCACCCCAACGGGGACAUUGGAGCUCGAGGGCAGCGAGUUGGCCGCAGAAGGUGGAAAAGCGAGAGGCAAGCAUGGCAAGCUGAAGUUCGGUACCUUUGGUGGGUUGGGAUCGAAGAGCAAAGGUCACUAUGAGGUGACCGGCAGCGAUGAGGAGUCAGGCAAGUUGCAGGGCAGUGGUGCAUCCUUGGCCUCGAAGUCCCGACUGUCCUCCUCUUCCAGCAAUGACAGUGGGACGAAGGUGGGUAUCCAGCUUCCCGACGUGGAGCUGUCACUGUCUGCCAAAGAGUAGCAGCCACAUCGUGCAUGCACCUGUGUAGACUCAGCCGCGGAGGAGUGUGCAGUGAGGCUGGUAGCCUCGGUGAUGUGCAGGGCUGGCUGCUCUGGUGCCAGGGUGGCAGCUGGGUGGCCACCACCGCCCUGGGCUCCUGGACAGCGUGCUCCGUGAGGUUCUGUUCGCCAGCCCUGGGCAGAGCCAACAGUAUUUGCCUUACGAUUUCAGUUUUCUUUCUCUUUUUUUUUUUUUGUUUGUUUUUUGUUUUUUUUUUUUGCAUUGAACGCUGAGAGCUCCUGUUUACUAAGCAAGCUUUGUGUUUAUUACCCUCAUUUGUACUGAAAAUUUAAUGUUGGGAUAAUGGAGACCCACUUUUCUCAUUGCAAUAACUUUCGGGGCUUUUGUUGCUGAGGGAGGGUGGGAAGCAGCCACUCUUUGGGGAUGAGACCUGUGCCAGUGGCCCCGCCUAUGCAGCCUGGAGCAGUUGGCUACCGGUGGUGAGGUGGGUGGCAGGCGGUCAGGAGCAGGGAACUGGGAUCUGUGUGCAAGCUACUCGGCCUGCUGGCUGGACAUGCGGGGCUUCCCUCCUGGGUUUUGUAAGGGAAAAGUUCCAUUGGUGAGAACCAUGCUCCUGAUAAUAGUUCUGGUUUCUUUUUAACAAAUGUUACUAUGAUUAAGAAAAUUUCCGGCACUUUAAUGGCAAAAUUAAUUGAGAAUGUAAGGAAGUGGAUGCUGUACAAGGUAAAUAAAGCUGUUUAUUAACCCUGA
Messenger RNA from Cavia porcellus (domestic guinea pig), 19206 nucleotides. It is a transcript of the gene Ahnak, whose product is annotated as AHNAK nucleoprotein. The record is from RefSeq and is a predicted model, not a curated record. Gene Ontology annotation, molecular function: protein binding. Gene Ontology annotation, biological process: regulation of RNA splicing. Gene Ontology annotation, cellular component: cytoplasm; nucleus; costamere. Lineage: Eukaryota; Metazoa; Chordata; Mammalia; Rodentia; Caviidae. The coding region runs from base 232 to 18456 and encodes 6074 amino acids. The transcript has 5 exons.